UUCUUGCAUGGGGCAAUGUCCAGGUUAGCCUUGCUGGCAUUCCCAAGCUGGUCUCUGCAUGGCCCUCCACACAGCGAUCCCACCAGGACAAGGCUGAGCAGUGAGAUCUGGGGCUCAAGUGAGAGUUUGCCUCUGAUCCUGCUUGACAAAAGGGGAGGAGAGAAGGAAAAGCCUGCCUUAAGUCACUCCAUGAGCACAAUGAGUGGAAAAAACAGUCCAGAGGGUGAAGAAGGAGCCGGGAGGAUGAAGAGUGAGAGCUGGGGGCAGAGCAACGCUAUGGGAGAGGUCAGGAGGGGCCAGGUGAUCCUUGCUGCCUACCUGAUUGUAACCCUGGAUCUGACCUUUCUGUUCAUGCAGUUUGGAGUCAUACCUUACUUGGCAAAGAACCUGGGUUUGGAUUCGGUGGGGUUUGGGUACCUUCAGACAAUCUUUGGUGUCCUCCAGCUCGUGGGAGGUCCUGUUUUUGGAAGGUUUGCAGAUCAGUUCGGCAACAGAGCUGCCUUAACUCUCUCCUGUGCAUCUGCGAGUGCCUUCUUUCUGCUCCUGUCCAUCUCCACCAGCAUCCCCAUCCUCUUUCUCUCCAGGCUGCCAUCAGUGUUCAUGCAUGGGCUGCCAGGUGCUCAGAAGGUCAUCACAGAUCUGACAGCUCCUUCUGAACGUGCUGCUGCCUUGGGGAGGCUGGGCCUUUGCUUUGGAGUAGGAGUCAUCAUCGGCUCUGCCCUGGGAGGGGUCAUUUCCACCAAAUUUGGCGUUUUUGUUCCCAUGUAUUUGGGGCUGGUGGGAAGUCUCAUAAAUACCGUUAUAUCAAUAGUUUGGAUCCCCUCUCCAGCUAAGCCGAAGUCAGAACAACGUAAGACAGAAAACAGCAGUGUAUUCAACGUCAGAGAAAUCCUACGCGUGAUGAAGUUUCCGGGAGUAAUGGAAAUCUUCUUAGUCAAGGUCCUUUCUGGACUUCCCAUAGGUUUGUUCCUGGUUAUGUUUUCCAUCAUCUCGAUUGAGUUCUUUGGGUUGGAAGCAGUGGAGUCUGGAUACCUGAUGUCAUAUUUUGGUGUCCUUCAGAUGGUUGUCCAAGGCCUAGUGAUUGGAAAACUCACAAGCCAUUUCACGGAGCAGACCCUGCUCAAGCUUAGCGUCUUCAUCUUCGCCGGCGUGGGGCUGGGCAUGGCCCUGAUGAAGACCAUAUGGCAUUACUGCAUCAUCGUGGUGCCGCUGGUGUUUGCCUUUAACGUGCAGGGCACCAUCACUGACAGCAUUCUCACCAAGGCCGUGCCCUCCUCUGACACCGGGACCAUGCUGGGGAUCUGCGCCUCUGUCCAUCCCCUGACGAGAACGGUGGGCCCAACCCUCGGUGUCAUUCUGUACGAGCAAUAUGGAGUCUCCUCCUUUGGCUACUUGCAGCUCAUUGUCAAUCUCGGUUUGUUUGUUUAUCUCUUAAAGAGCAAAAACCCACUGAGAGAGACAAAAAGCCACUAAUUCUCCAAAGUUGCCACUUCUGUUUUUCCACCGAAAUAAAGAAAGGAACGUUGUUGUA
Lagopus leucura (white-tailed ptarmigan) is the source of this 1531-nucleotide messenger RNA. It is a transcript of the gene SLC67A1, whose product is annotated as solute carrier family 22 member 18. NCBI's taxonomy places the organism in Eukaryota, Metazoa, Chordata, Aves, Galliformes, Phasianidae. The transcript is spliced from 11 exons. Gene Ontology annotation, molecular function: transmembrane transporter activity. Bases 16 to 1473 code for a protein of 485 amino acids. Gene Ontology annotation, biological process: transmembrane transport. The record is from RefSeq and is a predicted model, not a curated record.